AUGCUGCUGCAGUCGCUGAACGCGGUCGCGCAGGCGCAGGCGGGCGCGACCGUCGGAAACGGGAGCACGAUGAGCGUGAACGGCGGCGGGGACGCGGGCUCGAGCGCGCUGCAGGCGCUCGCGGUGCAGCUCGCGCAGGCGGCGACGGCGCUGGACGUGCAGACCGAGGCGCUGAUCCACGCGGGCGCGCGCUCGGCGCAGCUCGUGCACCUGCGGGACGCGCACCGCGCGAGUGCGCUCGCGGUUGCGCUGCGGAAGCUGAACGGGAGCUAUGAGCGGCGCGGGCGUGAGCUGGCGGGCGUGCGGGCGCGGGUGGAGCAGCUGGAGGCGGAGGUGGAGGAGGCGUGGCGGGUUGCGGAGGACGUGGCGAAGGCUGUAGAUAGGGAGGCGAAGGAGAAGGCGGAGGCGGAGGCGGAGACGAGGGAGCGGGUGGAGGUGGGGGUGCAAGUCGAGCCCGAUGUGGAGUCUGAUUCGGGCGAGGAGAAAGAGGAGAUGAGAAGAGAAGGGGAGAGAAUGAUGGUGGAUGUGGAAGUACAGGUGGGUGUAGAGGAGUGUGGACACAAUGCGGGCGAUGUGAACUCGGCCGAAAUCGCUAGGAACGCCCAAAACCAAAAAGAGGAAGACCACGAAGAAGAGAACGCACCCACAGUGUCGACCAUUCCCUCACUCGACAAUGUCGGCGCCGAUGAGGCGCCGUGUGCCCUCUCGGACUCGGUUGCAGAUCCCAUCGCUACCCCAACCGCCACUUCCUAUACCGACUCGAUCACGCGUGGAGACCGUGGAGGCGCAGACGAAGACGAGGACGAGGACAAGAACGAGGACGAAAACGACAAUGAGGACGACAACUGGGAGGAGACGACCACGAUCGACGGCGCAAGCACAGUCAUCUCGGACAUGACGAGCAUUCGCAACGUCGAAGUGAUCGGCGUCACCGGCACCGCCGUCGUCUCCAAGGCACGACUCACCAUGGUCGGGCCCAACCGCGACGAGGACAGGGACGAGGUAGCGCAGGAGCGCAUCGCUCGAGCGGCGCAGCGACGCUCGACCGCGAGCCAGGUGAGCCGCGUGAGCGCCGCGCGGAAACGCAGCAUGCGCGCGUCCAAGGCGAGCCUGCGCCUGCCGUCCUCGUCCACGACGAGCUCAGCCAUGACCGCGGGCACGGCAACCACCUCGGGCUCCGUCGCAACCGUCGCCGCGAACUCGAAGACGAGCGUGCGUGCGAUCCGGGGUCGCAGUCGGAGUCGCGGGCGCAGUGCGUCGCCGAAUCGGAGCGGGCGGGUAUCGGUGCCGCCGUUGCCUGUGAUGAUAGGGGCGGGCACGAGCACUAGGGGGGCGGGCGUGCAGCGGCGGAGUUUGGCGGUUGCGGGGAUGGAUCUGGCGGUGUCGCAGGCGCGGCGGGGGGCGGACGCAGAGGAGGACGAGGAUGAUGGGACGAUGUCGUUUUUGGAGAUGGAGAGGCAGGAGAGCGGAGAAGAGCAGGAGGCGGAACAGGGGCGAGAGCGAACGCAGAAACGGGAGUCGGGGCGUGGAGCUCCUCGGGAAACAAAUGUCGAGGCUGAAACGAGGUCGGAUCGAGCCUCGCGCCCUUCAUUCGAGAAGGUCCAUCCAUACUCGGCCAGCUUCGCAUAUACCCCCGCCUCCAUCCCUAACGCUCGCCCACGCCCGACCUCACCGACCUCUCCCCGCCUCCUCGCCUCCUAUACUCCCAAUUCUGCUCCCGCCACCUCUUCUACCUCACGCCAACGUCCGUCCCCACCAGCGACAUCGACCUACUCUCGUCCGCGCUCUCCGCGCUCUACUCCCGCCUUCGCGCUUUCCUUCUCGACGCCUGCGCUCCACAGCCUCGCGUCCCCUCUCGCGUCUGCGCGCGCGCAGGCACAAGCGCUACGGAAGGGAAAGGGAAAGGCGGGCUCGGACUCGUUCGUCCCGCUGCAGACGCCGCCAGGGCCCUGGACCUUGAGCGAGGCGCACAGCCGGAGCGGGGGUGGGCGCGUGAGUGGCGACGCGAGCCGGAGCGCGAGUGCGCUGGAGUUCGGGGAGCUCAGGGGGAGCGGGAGCAUGAGCCCCAGUCUGAGCGCGAGCGCGAGUGGGCAUUCGCACGGCACGGGGAGCGCGCACGCACAUGGGCACGGCAUUGGGCUGAGCAUCGGUGGGAGCUGGGGCAGGCGCGGCAAGUCGCUCGAGUUUGCAAGUUCGACGUCCUCGGCAUCAUCUACGCCCGUGUCGGCGUUCUCGCCACUUUCAACACGCGCACGCGCGGGGGCGGGCUCCAGCGUGGUUGAUUCUGAGGCGAACACGGGACAGGAUGCGAGGCCGGGAUCGAGCGCGGGGCUUGGAGGCAGUGUGGGUCGGAGCGGCGGCAAGGCGACGGCGUUGAAGCGGAGCAUGUCCGAGCUGCUCAGUAUCCGUCUUGGGCGGGGACGCCGGCGGUCGGUGCCUAUGCGGUUUGCGGAGAGGGACGGCGAUGUGUUGAGCGAAGGGGACGGUGAGGAGGAGUGAGUCUCUAUUCCGACCCAUGGAACAUUGGGUGUGAAGCUACUUUCUGGGGCGUUAUAUUGGUGGUUUGUUGCUCGCGCGUUUGAUCUUUGUAUUUUUCUGUCUGUCUCUGCGCUUGUUCGCGGACGGUCUGGGUCUCGUUGGUUGCUCUGUCAUUGUAUUCCGCUCUUGCAUGUCUCGCCUCGCGCCGCUCUCGGCGCUCUACCUACCUAUAACAGAUACACUUAACAGAUACACUUCCUUGUCCCUCACGUAUCUAUCUCUCCGGCCCUCUUGCAUCCUAGUCCUGCCUAUGUCAUCUCUGGCAUGUGACCUUGUAGCCGAUUUUCGGUCUAUGUUCUUUUUAAUCUCAGAAAUCCGCCACUACUAACGUCUACUGUACACACCGCCGUGCGGUGAACCCUGCUUGACACGAUCAUCACUGUCUUAUUUGUACUCACACUCCCUUUUCCCUUUUCUGAAUUUGCUAUGCUAUUUCUCGGAUAUUUUGCGAGCUAAUCAUCACUCAUUAUGUGUCUUCACCUCUUCAAUCUCAUAUCUAAUUUGUGCUUC
Molecule: messenger RNA, 3048 nt
Organism: Heterobasidion irregulare TC 32-1
Lineage: Eukaryota; Fungi; Basidiomycota; Agaricomycetes; Russulales; Bondarzewiaceae
Exons: 2
Coding region: 1-2499 (832 amino acids)
Source: RefSeq, a predicted model, not a curated record